GCUCCACCAUUCAAUAAUCCAUACCAUGGCAUCGUCCUCCGCUCCGCCGAUGGUGUUAACUUUCAUCAUUUUAAGCUCAUCCUGUCGCUAGUUUCACCCAUGUUCGGUGACAUGUUCACGUUACCGCAGAACGAAUCAGAACUAGCUGUACCUGUCACCAUGUGACUGAGCCCAGCACAAUCCUCUACCCACUACUUCUGCUUUCUCACCCAUCCGCCGGUGCCGACCCAAUUUUCAACAGUAUCGAUGAUGCGAGCGCGGUGUUGGAAGCAGCCAAGAAGUAUGAGAUGGACGCGAUUAUCUACCGCAUAGGAGAUCUCAUCGCUGCUCAGUUCCUUCCAACACAUUCACUCGGUGUCUAUGCUGUGUCUUGUUUGGCUGGAUUCCGGCAUCAUGCUCGAACAGCCGCUGCCCAGAGCCUUAAGAUCAAGGGUCUAGGACGACCAAGCUCUGGGUUUGCUGGUAUGGGGGCCAUUAGUGCCUUCGAUUACCAUAGGCUCCUCAAAUACCAUUAUGAAUGUGGCAUUGCUGCUCCAGCAGUUGGAAAGUCUCUUGAAUGGCUGCCAUCGACCCCAUACAUCGAGGGCAUGCAGAUGUGGAACUGCGUUACUUGCGGAAGAGGCGCGUUUAGCAGGCUUGCAAUUCAAAUCGCCAGUUGUAGAAAGUUGAUGAUUACCCCGUGGUUUGAAGAGUACCUAGUCAGGAGUAGAAAGGAGUUGGCCGCAAGGCCUUGUGAGCUGACCCCAUCGCAAGUGUCGGCAUCUUACAAUCGUGCCAUUGUCAAAGCACGCGACUGCUUGGCUUGCCAAUUUGUGGCUCACCACGCAUUGAAUACAUUCCGUACCUUCUACAUCAAAGAAGUUAAAAAGGCCAUUGCAAAGGCGAGUUCACUGAGCAUGAUCAAUUUAAAUCUCACCUGAACACCAUAGGUGAAUCUGGUUUCUCGACUUAUCUUGUUGUUACUCUUCUGCCAAACAACAUCCUGGGAUUAUCUAAAAGAGCCUGAGUCAUCAUGUUCCCCGCGGAACCGCAGUAGUCACGGUCAACCUUUGACUCAAGUGAUGUAUGCAUCCGUAGCUAUUCUUGCUAUCAUUUGCAUCCGCUAGUGCGGACUCCCAAAUUUUGAUGUUUAUUGCUGACUCUGCAGCUCCUGCUCGCAAAUUACGUCCUCCACUCCCAAGAUCGAUUGUAACAAGAUGAGUAUCUUCGAUGUC
Molecule: messenger RNA, 1214 nt
Organism: Suillus subaureus
Lineage: Eukaryota; Fungi; Basidiomycota; Agaricomycetes; Boletales; Suillaceae
Exons: 2
Coding region: 288-920 (210 amino acids)
Source: RefSeq, a predicted model, not a curated record